GGUUCGAAGGCAGUCACCAAGGAAAACAGCCUCCACCCGGCCGGCCUGCCAGGACACUCCCCUUCCGCUUGUUAUAAGGACUCUGGCAGGCUCCAGGCGCUUCCUUCCCAGCCUACACCCAGCCUGAAGUGGACCUGCAGCAUAGUGGGCUUCACCAUGGAGCAGCUGAGCACAGCCAACACCCUCUUCGCCUUGCAGCUGUUCCAGACGCUGAGUGAAAACAACACCACGGGAAAUAUCUUCAUCUCUCCCUUCAGCAUUUCAUCGGCCAUGGCCAUGGUCUUUCUGGGGACCAGAGGUGUUACUGCUGCCCAGCUCUCCAAGACUUUUCAUUUCGAUGCUGUUGAGGACAUUCAUUCAAGAUUUCAAAACCUGAAUGCUGAAGUCAGCAAACGCGGAGUCUCCUAUAUUCUGAAACUUGCUAACAGAUUAUAUGGCGAGAAAACCUACCACUUCCUUCCUGAGUUCUUGGCUUCAACUCAAAAAAUGUAUGGUGCUGACUUGGCCAGUGUGGAUUUUCAGCAUGCCUCUGAGGAUGCAAGGAAGACCAUAAACCAGUGGGUCAAAGGCCAGACAGAAGGGAAAAUUCCAGAACUGUUACCUUCAGGUGUGGUUGAUAACAUGACCAAACUUGUGUUGGUGAAUGCCAUUUACUUCAAAGGAAAGUGGGAGGAGAAAUUCAUGAAGGAGGACACAACUAAUGCACCGUUUCGACUGAAUAAGAAAGACACAAAGACAGUGAAGAUGAUGUUUCAAAAGAAAAAGUUUCCAUACGGUUACAUCCCAGAGCUCAAGUGCCAGGUACUGGAGAUGCCUUACCAAGGCAAGGAGCUCAGCAUGGUCAUCCUGCUGCCUGAUGACAUUGAGGACGCGUCCACCGGUCUUAAGAAGAUUGAGGAGCAGUUAACUUUGGAAAAACUGCGUGAAUGGACCAAACCCGAGAGCUUGGAAACCAUUGACGUCAAUGUCACACUGCCUAGGUUCAAGCUGGAAGAGAGCUACAUCCUGAACCCCAACCUUGCCCGCCUAGGAGUUCAGGAUCUCUUUGACAGUAGCAAGGCUGAUCUGUCUGGCAUGUCAGGAACCAGAGAUCUUUUCAUAUCAAAAAUUGUUCACAAGUCCUUUGUGGAAGUGAAUGAGGAAGGCACAGAGGCAGCGGCGGCCACCGCAGGCAUCGCUACUUUCUGCAUGCUGUUGCCUGAGAAAAACUUCACUGCAGACCAUCCGUUCCUUUUCUUCAUUCGGCACAAUCCCACAGCUAAUGUGCUGUUCCUUGGCAGAGUCUGUUCCCCAUAGCAGAAAGAGACUUUGGGGGCACAAGGAGGCGUGUAGAGCUUUAUCCCUGAGGUUUUAAUGGUGGUAACUCCACUUAUCAUUGCCAAUAAAACCACUAUCCAGAAACUGA
Molecule: messenger RNA, 1405 nt
Organism: Nannospalax galili (Upper Galilee mountains blind mole rat)
Lineage: Eukaryota; Metazoa; Chordata; Mammalia; Rodentia; Spalacidae
Gene: Serpinb1
Product: serpin family B member 1
Exons: 7
Coding region: 157-1296 (379 amino acids)
Biological process (GO): negative regulation of endopeptidase activity
Molecular function (GO): serine-type endopeptidase inhibitor activity
Source: RefSeq, a predicted model, not a curated record